Molecule: messenger RNA, 1393 nt
Organism: Armigeres subalbatus
Lineage: Eukaryota; Metazoa; Arthropoda; Insecta; Diptera; Culicidae
Product: ribosome biogenesis protein BRX1 homolog
Biological process (GO): rRNA processing; ribosomal large subunit assembly
Cellular component (GO): nucleolus
Molecular function (GO): rRNA binding
Source: RefSeq, a predicted model, not a curated record
AAUGUCAAAUCGAAAAUAAUUAUCGACGACCGCGUGUUGUUAGAUUUGGAAGUGAAACUCGUGCGCUUUUGAUUUUAUAAAUUAUUAUCGGUUUUUGUAGAUUGAAUAAUAUUUCAUCUCGUACAUUAAAGCGGACACACAAUGAAGUUGAAAACUGAAAAUAAAAAAGUCAAGAACAAGGCAGCAAAACUAAAAAACAAGGCCACCAAAAAGCGGAAGCUGGAGGAAUUGGAUGCCUCAUCUGACGACGAAGGAAUUCUGCUAAAAGAUAUCAGGCGGUCGGAUGAACCGGUACCUAAAAAGACAAAAUGGGUCAACAAGCAGCGCGUGUUGGUCCUGUGUGCCAGGGGGAUCAACCAUCGCGAUCGCCAUUUGAUGAAGGAUUUGAAAACGCUGAUGCCCCAUCACCGGUCAGCCAAAAUGGAACGCUGGAAGACGUUGUCGGUGGUUAACGAAAUGAGCGAGAUGAAACACUGCAACAAGGUGGUGCUGUUCGAGGGACGACGCAAGCGGGAUCUGUACAUGUGGUUGGCCAACGUAGGAAAAGGGCCGUCGGUUAAGUUUCUGAUAGAAAACAUCAACACCAUGGGCGAGAUGAAACUGACCGGGAAUUGUCUACGGGGCUCCCGCCCAAUUCUGUCUUUCGAUCAGGAAUUUUCCAAGCAACCCCAUCUGGCGGUUAUCAAAGAAUUGCUGACGCAGAUUUUCGGUGUCCCGAAUCACCACCCGAAGAGCCAGCCGUUUGUGGAUCGUGUGAUCAGCUUCACUCAUUUAGACAAUCGCAUAUGGUACAGACACUUCCAGAUUCUGUCGGAAGAUGGCGGUCUAGCUGAGGUAGGACCUCGGUUUGUAAUGAAUCCUAUCAAAAUCUUUGAGGGAUCCUUCAGUGGCGAUGCGAUUUGGGAGAACUCUAGCUAUCAGAGUCCUGCUAAGCAUCGACAGCUGCUGAAGAAGGCAGCCAACGAAAAGUAUCUACACAAACAGAAGCAGAAGAUUGAUAAGGAAGUCAAUGCCCCGAAGGUUACGCAUGAUUUCGAUAAAUUCGCCGACGUGUUCCAGGGCGCCGAAGAGGAGAAGGCUAAGGAACUGCUGGAGCAGGAAGAACAAGAGGAAGCGAUAGAGGCAGACCGAAAAGCCAUCGAGGAGCAACACAAGCGCAUGAAGAAGAAGGACGAGAUGAAGAAACUGAAACAGCUGGCCAAGGAUAAGAAGUUUCGAAAAGUUGUUGCUAACGGAAAGAAGAAAAAGCAAAAGUUGUCUCUGAAAGCUAAGAAGAAGGGUAAGAGCAAGACCGCCGCAGAGGAUAGUGAUUGAAGAAUGUGUUUUGAUUAGAAAGUGAAUCAUGUAUCUAUAAAACAGAGAUAUAAUUAAUACAGAUUAAAUAUUUCGCAAA